Messenger RNA from Malaclemys terrapin pileata, 1383 nucleotides. Its product is annotated as phospholipase A2 inhibitor and Ly6/PLAUR domain-containing protein-like. The transcript is spliced from 5 exons. The coding region runs from base 59 to 721 and encodes 220 amino acids. The record is from RefSeq and is a predicted model, not a curated record. Lineage: Eukaryota; Metazoa; Chordata; Testudines; Emydidae.
CCUAUAACAGUCCCGUGAGGCAGCGCCGGCCCCACAGCCGGCCCGAGCCUGCGACAGCAUGGGGGAGCUACUGGGCCUGUGCGUGCUCGCUGCGCUGCUGGGCACAGGGGGCGCCAUCUCCUGCUAUAACUGCACCAGCUCGGAGGGCUACAACUGCACCACGAACCAGGCCACCUGCACCAGCGCCGUCAACAGCUGCAUCACCAUCGCCCGCGACGAGGAGCAGGGGGACGAGGACAAGGAGAAGACGGUGUAUGAGAAGAAAUGCAACUCGGACGACCGGCUCUGUAACCAGUUCUACGGGCUGACGGCCGGCGCCUACCGUCUGCGCUGGAACUCGACUUGCUGCCGGGCGGACAGCUGCAACGUGCCCGAGAUCACCCUGCAGCCCAGCUCCGGGGUGCCCAACGGGCUGCGCUGCCGGUCGUGCUUUGCCCGCGGCUCGGACGUCUGCGUGCCCACCGAGGUGCUGAACUGCACGGGCCUGCAGACCCGCUGCAUCCAAUUUGCCGCCACCGCCGGCGCAGGGUUCGAGGGUCUCCGCGUGGCCUUCAUGGGCUGUGCCACCCGCAGCCUGUGUGACGUGGGCGCCGUGGCCCUGUUUGCCUCCCAGAGCCAGGCCGUGCUCAAGACCAACCUGUGCAGCGCGGCGGGGGCGGCCCGGGGGGGGCUGCCCCUGCUCAGCCUGGGGGGGCUGCUCCUCUGGGCGCUGCGCCCCUGAUUGCAUCAUCCCCCCUCUGCAGCACCCCCCUUUGGCGGGGAGCCCCCCCCCCCGAUCGCACUUUCCCCCCUAUAGGGCUGGGAACUAGCUCCUUCCCUGGUAGUCACUGCCUCCCGGUUAUCCUCCCCCCAGCCCAGCACCCCCCCAAAGCUGGGCAUUGCCCCCUUAAAUGCCACCUGCUACGCCCCCCCCCCCCCCGCCCCAUCACUCCUCCCCCGACACAGUACUUCCCACAGCCCAAUUCCUUGUCCUCUUCCCUGGGUUGGGUGGGAGCCGGCGCCCCCUAGAGGGGACAGGCCCCUGCCCCAUUCCCCACCCCCUGAGCCAGCCAGUCCCUGCCCUGGGGCCGGAUGGGAGCCGGCGCCCCCCAGAGGGGACAGGCCCCUGCCCCAUUCCCCACCCCCUGAGCCAGCCAGUCCCUGCCCUGGGGCCGGAUGGGAGCCGGCACCCCCUGGAGGGGACAGGCCCCGUGUCUGUUUGCUGGUCGUGAUUGCCAAACCCAGGGCUUGCAGGAGUUUCUUUCCCACCUGAGAUCUGGGAUCCGGGUUGAUUUUCCGGUUUCAUUCAAGUCUCACCAACUCGGCUCACACGACGGGAACGGCCAGUUUGGGUCAAAAAUGCCGUUGCAGAGUUUUAUAUAAUAAAGUUGCAAAUACGCACAA